Papaver somniferum (opium poppy) is the source of this 1350-nucleotide messenger RNA. RefSeq names its product protein YIPF6 homolog. The coding region runs from base 209 to 1075 and encodes 288 amino acids. Gene Ontology annotation, cellular component: membrane; trans-Golgi network. Lineage: Eukaryota; Viridiplantae; Streptophyta; Magnoliopsida; Ranunculales; Papaveraceae. Gene Ontology annotation, biological process: endoplasmic reticulum to Golgi vesicle-mediated transport. The record is from RefSeq and is a predicted model, not a curated record. The transcript has 4 exons.
AGUGAGUCAAGUUACCUUUCUUCCCUUCGACGUUUCUAUUUGGGUGCGUAAAAAAAUAAAAAUAGAGAGGGAAAGAAGAAGAAGAAGAAGAAAUAAAUCGAGCUUCAAUGUGUCCAUCUUCUCAACAACCUCUUCAUCCAAUCAGACCCUAAUAUCCUCUUCCUGAUCUAAACCAAAUUUGUUAGAUCUAACGCUGAGAAAGGGAAAAAUGUCUCAUAUGUCUCAUAAUGAUACAGUACCGCUACAUCCGUCAUCACAAUCAGACAUCGAUGAGAUAGAAAAUCUGAUUCAUGCUAGUGUUCAAUCUGGGCCAGCAACUGUAUUACCAGCUAGACCACCAAGUCCACCUAGGGCGUCAAUUCCUAUUUCAUCAUCUCCAUUUAUAAAAUCAAACAUUCAACAACAACAAAAGCUACCAGUUUUUCAAAAACCUGUUCAGACUAGUAUUCCUGUGCCACCUGCUUUACCACCUGCUGUUAAUGCUAAUUCCAAUGCUGGGGGUCGUGGAAAUAUUGGUUCCAGUGGAUUUGGUUCUCCACCGAAUACACUUACUGAACCAGUUUGGGAUACUGUGAAGAGAGAUUUGUCAAGGAUUGUUAGUAAUUUGAAGCUUGUUGUGUUUCCAAAUCCUAAUCGUGAAGACCCUGGGAAAGCUUUGAGAGAUUGGGAUCUUUGGGGGCCAUUUUUCUUCAUUGUCUUUCUUGGUCUUGUUUUGUCUUGGUCUGCAUCUGUCAAGAAGUCAGAGGUUUUCGCUGUUGCUUUUGCGCUUCUGGCAGCUGGAGCUAUAAUUCUGACAUUGAAUGUCCUGCUUUUGGGUGGGCACAUAAUCUUUUUCCAGAGUCUCAGCCUUCUUGGUUACUGUCUGUUCCCUCUGGAUAUUGGAGCCCUAAUCUGCAUGUUGAAAGACAAUGUCAUACUAAAGGUGGUUGUGGUGUGUGUAACAUUGGCGUGGAGCUCCUGGGCUGCCUAUCCAUUCAUGAGUUCAGCUGUCAACCCAAGAAGAAAAGCACUUGCUCUUUACCCAGUCUUCCUCAUGUAUGUCUCUGUUGGUUUUCUAAUAAUUGCUAUCGAUUAAGAACACUCGAUGAAAGGUAGAACACAUGCAUAUUUGAUCUCAUCAACAGGCAAACAAAGCGCACUUGCAGAAGGUGGACGAGCAAGUGUUCAGCAUUUUGCUUCUUAUGUGUGGACUUCUUGUUUCUUACUACAAUUUUUUGACCAUACACUUAAAUAUUUGGAGACUCAAAAUAUCAUUUUAAUAGUAGUUCUAUAGGGCUGUGUCUUAUCACAUGGAUCAUAUCCUAUUUCGUUUUUGUAGUAAUUGGAGUAAAAUGGAUUUUGGUCAUUAAA